GGCAUCAAACUCCCUUCAUCGGGGUUCGUUGACAAAAAGCACUUAUUGUUGUCUGUGGAAAUUGCAGACAUAGAGGUAUUGAAAUGGUGAAGAAGCUUUAGCUCCUGAGCUAACUAGUAUUUAAAGCUUUGACCUUUGCCGAAUUAGAAUCAGUUUCCUAAAACAAGAAGAAGAAGAAGACUUGGAGGAGGAGGAGGAGAUAUGGCGGAUGCUUCAAAAGACGAGCUUCUCCAACUCAUCAAGCGCUUCGGCACUUAUCUCACUGUCAAGAUGUCCUCUUUAUUCUCGAUCUCCUCCCAAAACUUGAAUACACGUUCUAUUGGGGCAAUUGCUGGCUUUGCGGUUGCGAUAGUUUUUACCUGGAGGCUUUUUAGAACUCCUGCUGGACCCCAAAGAAGGCAGCCAAAGCGCCAGGCACCGGCUUCCAGUAGUUCUGGGGUCAAUUCGCCUUCUAAUUCUACGUUGACGGCUACGGGAGUUUCGUUGUCAGAAGAUACAAGAGCACAGAAUGUUGUCGAUGAGUUCUUUCAGCCGGUAAAGCCAACCUUGGGGCAGAUAGUUAGACAGAAACUGAGUGAAGGAAGAAAGGUGACUUGUCGUUUACUUGGAGUGAUCCUGGAGGAAAGUACCCCAGAGGAACUUCAGAAACAAGUGACGGUGAAGUACUCAGUGCUAGAAGUACUCUUGGAGAUCACAAAAUAUUGCGAUCUGUAUCUAAUGGAAAAAGUUUUGGAUGAUGAAACUGAAAACAAGGUUCUGUCGGCUUUGGAAGAUGCUGGGGUUUUCACAUCAGGGGGUUUGGUCAAAGACAAGGUUCUGUUCUGCAGCACAGAGAAUGGACGCACAUCCUUUGUCCGGCAGUUGGAACCAGAUUGGCAUAUCGACACAAACCCUGAGAUCAUCUUUCAAUUAUCUAGGUUUAUCAAGUAUCAGCUUCACAUCUCUCCUACUAGAUCUGAACGGGCUGCUUCCAAUGUGUUUAACUCCCCAUCCUUGGAACAGUUCUUUGGAUGCGUUUGAUGCUUAAAGAGACAAUGAUACAAAACAUAAAUCUUUAGGUUUCUAUUAGGGUUCUUCUUUCCCCCUAUUUUGGGUUUAUGUAUUUCAUACUUUAAGCUGCAGCUCAUUAAAGCUCAGUGCUCUCUUUUUUUCUCGUUGUACUGCUGUUCGGUUAUUGGUAGUCACUAGUUAGACGGUAGACCUGCUCUGUAUAACAACACUGUUUCAAGGUAUGAUCUUCAUUUGAGAUUUGUGUAAUAGAUUGGAUGAAAUCCAAGUUCCAACCGGAAAUUUUAUAUAAGGGUUGAUCGUUGAU
This is a messenger RNA of Fragaria vesca subsp. vesca, 1315 nucleotides long. Its product is annotated as peroxisome biogenesis protein 22-like. Lineage: Eukaryota; Viridiplantae; Streptophyta; Magnoliopsida; Rosales; Rosaceae. The transcript is spliced from 8 exons. The record is from RefSeq and is a predicted model, not a curated record. The coding region runs from base 202 to 1020 and encodes 272 amino acids. Gene Ontology annotation, biological process: peroxisome organization.